This is a messenger RNA of Sorghum bicolor (sorghum), 1284 nucleotides long. RefSeq names its product ATP-dependent Clp protease proteolytic subunit-like. The transcript has 2 exons. Gene Ontology annotation, cellular component: endopeptidase Clp complex. Lineage: Eukaryota; Viridiplantae; Streptophyta; Magnoliopsida; Poales; Poaceae. Gene Ontology annotation, biological process: protein quality control for misfolded or incompletely synthesized proteins. Bases 49 to 951 code for a protein of 300 amino acids. The record is from RefSeq and is a predicted model, not a curated record. Gene Ontology annotation, molecular function: ATP-dependent peptidase activity; ATPase binding; serine-type endopeptidase activity.
CACGGCGCCACCAAUGGAUUCCUUUCGAACCCACCUCCCUACCCCACCAUGCGUCCUCCUGGCCCCACUUGUCUGACUCUACCCCCUACCUCCCCCCAACCUCGUCUCAUCGCUGCCGCGCUAGCGCCCAAAUCUAAUCCCCUAAACCCUAGCGCCGCCGCCGCCAUGCUGCGCCGCCUCGCCGCCGUCGCCCCGCGGGCCUUCUCCUCCUUCUCCUCCUCCUCCUCCUCCCCGCACGCCCCGCCGCUGGCGGCGUCGGGCUACACCCCGCGCCGCGAGUACGGCCUGGUGCCCAUGGUGAUCGAGCACACCUCCCGCGGGGAGCGCGCCUACGACAUCUUCUCGCGCCUGCUCAAGGAGCGCAUCGUCUGCAUCCACGGCCCCAUCACCGACGACACGGCGUCCCUCGUCGUCGCCCAGCUGCUCUUCCUCGAGUCCGAGAACCCCGCCAAGCCCGUCCACCUCUACAUCAACUCCCCGGGGGGCGUCGUCACGGCGGGCCUCGCCAUCUACGACACCAUGCAGUACAUCCGCUCUCCCGUCACCACGCUCUGCAUCGGCCAGGCCGCCUCCAUGGCGUCGCUGCUCCUCGCCGCGGGGGCGAGCGGGGAGAGGCGGGCGCUGCCGAACGCGCGGGUCAUGAUCCACCAGCCCUCCGGUGGCGCGUCGGGGCAGGCCUCCGACAUCGCCAUCCACGCCAAGGAGAUCCUCAAGGUGCGCGACCGGCUCAACAAGAUCUACGCCAAGCACACGGGCCAGGCCAUCGACCGCAUCGAGCAGUGUAUGGAGAGGGACAUGUUCAUGGACCCGGAGGAGGCACAUGAUUGGGGGCUCAUCGACGAGGUCAUCGAGCACCGUCCUGUCUCUCUUGUGUCUGAUGCUGUUGGCAGCGAUUCGCCAAACCCCGGAACUGGGGUGAAUAAAGGGACAGAUGAGCCAUCCUCAGCGUGAUUGGGCAGUCACAAGGAUAUAUAUCUGAGCACCCAACUAUAUAUGUUCACCUCGACCAAAGACUUAUGCCGAAUGAUGUGGGGCUUGAUUCUGGUCCCUGCACUGGAGAUUUUAUGGUGUCAAAACAAUUUUCAUGACUCAAUAUAGUAUAAUCAAUGAGAUCCCCGAACACUGAUAGGAGAGCGCACCGAGCUAUGCUUAGUUUGGAGCACACAAUCUGAUUGUUCAACUUAUGUUUUAUCCGGCCAAGAACUUUGUAUCGUUUCAGAUGGAACACUCUUCACUGGAUUCUCUUGUUUUCUGGGGUUAAAACCACUUAUUUACGGUUGAUUA